Messenger RNA from Prorocentrum cordatum, 2086 nucleotides. The record is from the annotation of a GenBank genome assembly. NCBI's taxonomy places the organism in Eukaryota, Dinophyceae, Prorocentrales, Prorocentraceae.
GCCGCGGCAGGCUCCGCUCGGCCCGUGAGCCCCGCCGAAGCCGCCGCAUGCGAAGAGGGCGCCCGCGGCGGGCUCGGCCACGAGGUGGGCGGCGGCUUGGCGCCGGCAGGCGUGGGGGCGGUGCCCGGCGGCGGCAGCGACCGCGCAGAGGGCGCGGCCUGCGCAGCAGAGGGCGCCGGCGUGGCCUGCGGGGCGGCCGAGUGCCCCUCCGCAGAGGAGGCCCGCGGCGAGGCGGCCGGCGAGGCCGGGCACCCGGAAGCGGAGGCGGAGGAGGGCGGCGGCGGCGAGGAGAAGCAGGAGGCCGCUGCCGCCCGAGGCGCCAGGGGGCUGACCCAGCAGGAGGGCGCGGGCGGGCGCGGCGGCGAGGCGCUGGAGCCGCCAGGCCUCGACGAGGCGGCCCUGGCCGGCUCGGCGGGCGCCGCCGAAGGCGCGGCGCCGAAGGCAGCGCACGGCGGGCCGAAGACGGGCGAGGCCGCCGACGACGAGCGGCCUGCGCGCGACGAGGGCGCAGGCCGCAGCGCGCCCGCGCAGCUGUGGGGCCCUGGCCCUGCUGGCGCGCGCGGGCAGGGCGGCGAGGCACCCGACGAGCGGCCAGCGCCCGGCGGUGGCGACAGCAGCCUCGCCGAGAGCGCGCCCGCGGAGCUGCCGGGCCCGGAAGAGGCCCCAGGCGCAGCGGGCACCGCCCAGGGCGCGGUCCGGAAGGGCGCGCGCGGGCGGGAGGCGAGCGAGGCAAGCGAGGGGCCUGCGCCGGACGAGGGCGCGAGCCUGCUGGAGAGCGCGCCCGAGCAGGACCGCUCCGCGGGAGCACCUCGCCCUGCCGCGGGGGAGGCGCCGACGAACGCAUCGCGCUGCCCCGAGGCCGCGGCGGCUUCGGAGGCCCGCUGUGCACUGGAGCCCCUGGAGGACACGCCCGCAGCAGCGGCGCCCACGGGGCAAGGCCGCGCGCCCUCCCCGCCGCGCAGGGGCAUCGGCGAGCUGCUGUCGAUGGCCGAGGCCGGCGCCGAGAGCUUCUGGCUGGAAGAGGAGCUCGGCCCCGCGCCGAGGCAGGCGAGGACGGCGUGCGCCCAGGGCCUCGGCGCAGUGGCGGAGGCCGGCGCCGAGGCCACCUGCAGGCGGGAGGAGCUCGGCUCCACCCCGCUGGGAGGCGCCGCCAGGGCGCCGCGCGACCCUGCGCAGCGGACGCUCCCCCCGCCGCGCGGGGCCGACCCGGAGCGGGCCGCCCUCUGCGGCGCGGCGGCGCUGGACGUCAUCUCCUCGGUGGUGGAGGAGCUGGAGAGGCUGAACGAGGAGGGCCGCCGCGCAGCAGACGCGUGGCCGGUGCCAGCGCCGCCCUCCGCCAGCAUGGCGGAGGCGGCCGUGGGCGAGCGCGAGCGGCCUGCGGGUGAGGCGGAGGGCCGCGAGGCGGAGGGCCGCGAGGAGGAGGAGGAGGAGGAGGAGGAGGAGGAGGAGGAGGAGGAGGAGGUCCCCUCCUCCGACGGCAGCGGGGCCGCCUGGGCGUCGGCGACUGGCCGCGCGCGCGGGCGCCUCAAGCGCGGGCGCCGCGGCUCCUCCGAGGGAGGAGCCGCGCUGGCGGUGCCACAGCAGCAGCAGCAGCAGCAGCAGCAGCAGCAGCAGCAGCAGCAGCAGCAGCAGCCGCAGCAGCAGCCGCAGCGGGAUGGCGACGGCGGGUCAGGCGGCGAGGGCGGCGGCGGCGGCGAGGAGCCCACGCGCCCGCACACGGAGGCCCAGGCUGGCGAGGCGCCCGGCGCCGAGGCCGAGCUGCGGCUCGCGGCCGAGGGGGCGCUGACGCGCGCGUGGGACGCCGAGCGGCUGGCGCAGCUGGCGCGGGCGGAGCUGGAGGAGGAGGCCUCCAGGGCGGCGGCCUGGGCGCGGAGGGGCGGCGAGCUCGAGGAGGCGCGGGCGGCCGCCGCUCGCGACGCGGAGUCCCUGCGGGCCGAGCUGCGGUGCGCGGCACGGGCCGCGGAGGAGGAGCUCGCGCGGGCGGCGGGGCGCCUGGAGGGCGAGCGGUGCAAGUUGCGGCAGGCCCUCCUCGAAUUCGGCGAGCGGGAGAGGCUGCUCGAGGCGCAGCGCGCCUGCGAGGAGGAGC